ACUCCGGAUGCUCAGGCUCAGCCGCCAUGACUCACAGGCCCAGCCGCUCUGCGGCAUGUGGGAUCUUCCCAAACUGGGGCAUGAACCCGCGUCCCCUGCAUCGGCAGGCAGACUCUCAACCACUGCGCCACCAGGGAAGCCCAGGGCAGUUAUUCUUGGUUUUAUGGCUUCCUUACGUUGGUGACAGGAAGAUCCCAUGCAACCUGCUGUUUCCUGGGCCCGGGUUCAGUCCUCCUGUUUCCUCUUAGAGCUCUGGGGCUGCAGACAAACUGUUCAGCAUGUCCCUGAAAGCAUGGCCGACAAGAACGGGGCCCUCAAGUGUACCUUCUCGGCCCCCGGCCACAGCACCAGCCUCCUGCAGGGCCUCGCCGCCCUCCGCGCCCAGGGCCAGCUCCUGGAUGUCGUGCUCACCAUCAACCGAGAGACCUUUCACGCGCACAAGGUGGUCCUGGCCGCCUGCAGCGACUACUUCAGCCGCACCAGCCCCGCAGCGAGCAGCCCCUGGUCCCCGCCCUUUGAGCCAGCUGGGCCCCAGCACCGCACACCUCUGGGUGAGGCCAGGCAGGGCUCCUCGUAGCGGGGCAGAGUGGGGAGUUGCUGCUUGUAAGAAGACGCAUGGCUAGGGGUGGAUUAAAAAUCUUUCUUUUCCUUUUUGCCUGUCUUUAAUGAGCAUCCGGGCUGCUUUCGCCUGGCUGGCCGUGCCCUGCUCGCAGUGUUCUGGGGCCAGGCCAUGCUUGGGCAGCCACAGUGCCCCUUGGCUGCCC
This is a messenger RNA of Kogia breviceps (pygmy sperm whale), 764 nucleotides long. Lineage: Eukaryota; Metazoa; Chordata; Mammalia; Artiodactyla; Physeteridae. The record is from RefSeq and is a predicted model, not a curated record.